Messenger RNA from Mya arenaria, 2773 nucleotides. Its product is annotated as zinc finger protein OZF-like. Gene Ontology annotation, cellular component: nucleus. The record is from RefSeq and is a predicted model, not a curated record. Gene Ontology annotation, molecular function: RNA polymerase II transcription regulatory region sequence-specific DNA binding; DNA-binding transcription factor activity, RNA polymerase II-specific. Gene Ontology annotation, biological process: regulation of transcription by RNA polymerase II. Lineage: Eukaryota; Metazoa; Mollusca; Bivalvia; Myida; Myidae. The transcript is spliced from 2 exons. Bases 616 to 1836 code for a protein of 406 amino acids.
CUGACAGAUCUCCUUAUUCAGGUUACAUGUAGAUUGCAGACUUUCUCGAUUUAUUCGGGGUUUAUAGAUAUUGUGUAAAAGAAAUAAGCAAAACUGAGAUUUCAAGGAAACCUUUUGUUAUGAUUUGUACAUCUAUAUGUUACCCUGUAAGCCACCAGUUUGCUACUAUCUGGGACCAAUGUAGUUCUGGCUUCCAUAACGUUAAUGUUGAUAUUUUUUUUUUUUGAUGUUUAACACAUCCAAAAAGGUAAUAUAUAACGUGUUCGCUGAAGUUCUUUAGCUAGGACCAAUGACAAAUCCUACACCCAACUACUAAGAAAAAUAUUCCAGGCUACACGUCUGAAUGCAGUAAAGCGAAUGGAUGGAUGUUGUAAAGUUGUGGUGAAAACUUUUAGUGGAGCAGUACAUCGCUAGAGGAUUUUACAAUGUACAUCUGCAUUGUACAAGAAGUAUUGACUUAGAUGAAAUAACGAUGCUAAAAACCCCAUUUUUGGUACACUGCAUUCAAAGGGCUUGUCAAGAAAUAUAGCUGUAUCAAGAAACAUCAUACCUCCACUACUUGCCCUUCAUGUUUAUCACAAGAAGAAGUUAAUUGUGAAAUAAGAUUUAUUACCAAUGAUGAGCCAACAGGAUCCAUGUAGCUUCCUUCUCAAGUGUGGUGCAUGCUUAGAACUGUUUCAAUCAAUCAACAAACUGCAUGACCACAUGGCCACACAUACAAUUAGUGGCUCAUAUUAUUUUAACAAUACCCGAAAGAUUGCCUUUCCAAAAUUUAAAACUGUAUGCACUUUUACUCAGACCGUUGAAACUGAUUAUAUCUAUACCACAAAUGAUACUGGUCAUGUUAAUUCUAGAUCUGAAAGCAUUUCAUCAGAGGUUGACAUCCAAAGUCAAAGAAAUAGGAAUGAUUUAAGAGGGGAAACUGAUAUGCACUUCAAUAAAGAUAACAUUCACGGUGAUGAGGAUCAGAAAGAUAUGCCUAUGACUGGAGAAACCGAACUCCAUUCAAUUGAUGAACAUGUUUCUUUUAUAGAGGAUGAGGAAGGGUUUUCUGAAAGGAAUGCUUAUGUCAAGGAAGAUGAAUCUGGACAGGAAAUGGUGGAAACAGACACAGUGAGUGAGGAAAAGAUCCCAACUGAUUCUCAAGAAAAAGUUAGUGUAAAAAAGGGUUUGAAAUUCAUGUGUGAUAUCUGCGGUGUGAAACUGUCAAAUAAAGAUAAUUUAGAAGGUCAUAAAAACUUGCAUUUCGGAAUCAAGCCGUACAUAUGUGACCAAUGUGGACAAACCUUCAACAGCAAGAAAAUUCUAAUGAGUCACAUGAAUGAAUUGCAUAUAACCAUGAAAAAUCUUAUGUGUCAGCAUUGUCCAAACACUUACACAAGUCUGGCAAAGCUGAAUAGUCACAUGAAAAGAAGUCAUAGUCAGCAUACCUACAGUGUGGUGUGUAGACUGUGUAACAAGGUUUACAAAACCAAGUAUGAUCUUCAAAGACACAUGAAAACCCAUGAAAGUGAUAAAAGCUUUGUUUGUAAAAUCUGCAAAAAAGAAUUUAAAGUGAAGUCAUAUCUGCUUCAACAUGAGAGGAAUCAUUCUCGGACUUUUCAAUGUAAUUUAUGUGGUAAAUAUUUCAGUAAUGGAGCCUCCCUUUCUCGACAUAAACAGACUCACUUGGUCUCAAAACAGCAUACAUGCCAUAUUUGUGGCCGUGGAUUUGUUCAAAAGACACCCUACUGGUUGCAUAUGGAAAAAUAUCACGAUCUUCAUAAACGGGAGCUCAUUGAAAUGUUUCCCGAAAAACAUGUUUCUAAAAAUUUAUUGCAUGUGCAUAAAAUAUAGAGAGAUUGAAUUAUUAUAAAAAAUGUGCUCAAAAGAACAAUCUAAUUCUAACUUAUUUGAUGUUGUUGUGCUAGAUAUUAGAGUUCACUCAGAGCUCAAAUUGUAAUCAUAAUCAUCAAUACUGCAGGGAUUUGGGGAGUUCAUAGAUAGCCCGAUAUAUAUACAAUUUGUUCAUCUUAAAUUUUUAAAACAUACCUUCUGUGUAUAAGGCAACAAACUUCAGUUAUGCCACUGUAUGCAGAGAAAGCAAGAUUUCCAGUAAAUAUUUUGUGAAAAAUGUGUUUUGUGAAAUUCUGUUUUAUUUAAUUCAAGAGUAAUUCGGAUUCAUUUGACAUUUAUCAUGUAUGUAUAUUCUACUUGUAUUAUAAUGGCCAUCGGCAAAUAAUGUGUACUUUAACCCCUAAAUAUAUGAUUGUGUAGACAGCAUGUUAGGCCAUAUUUCUGGAGCCCAUUCUAGGGGAUUUGUUCAGAAAGGCUGAAAAUUCAGGGGGAUUUUGAUAGUAUUCAGAAGAUUUUUUAGCAGGUCUAAGUUGGUGAAAUUUAAGUAUUUUAAGAAGGAUGUAUGAAAAAUGUAUUCUCAUAUAUUUAUUACUAUGAAUACCUUUAACUUUUUGAAUAAACAGAAUUAUUUUAAACCGGUGUAUCAUGAUUCAUCAUAAUCUGUCAUGUUAUGCUGUAAUGUACUUGCAGAACAAAAUAUGUCGAAGGAAAAUUAUGUUUUUUAGACAAUUUAAUUUGUUUACCUUCCUCCAAAGUCAAUUAAAAAAUUCUGCUUAAUACUUAUAUAUCAGCUAUGAUGAUGUUCAGACAAUCAGAGAAUGGAAUAAAUAUAGUAGUAUUUCUUUGCCUUUGAUCAUUACUACAAAUAAAGUAAUCAUUAAAAGAGCAUCCUUUUGGCAUUUAUCAAAUCUUUUUUAAAGUAUUCAUUGUAAUUUAU